Messenger RNA from Amoebophrya sp. A25, 456 nucleotides. The record is from the annotation of a GenBank genome assembly. Lineage: Eukaryota; Dinophyceae; Syndiniales; Amoebophryaceae.
GCCCCUUGCAAUGAAUGAAAGACGGAAUGCGUACUACUUGUACUUAUAAUAUAGAUAGAAGUACUUAAUAAAUUAUCCAAACAUAAUUUUGAACAAUGACGAGGAUUUUUAAUAGAAGUGAAUCUAAUUCUAACUGCUCCAUCCUUCUCAAAGUCAAAACUGUAUGUGUUCGAAGUACAGAGAUAUGUGAGGUCUAAGUACAACAGUAUCAUAAUCGUCCUCGUCCAUCACCUCCAUCUAUUUCACGCACCUCGUUGAGUACAACUCUAUCAUAAUCGUCCUCCAUCCUACCUCCAUUUUUUUUACAGCUUAUAUCUCCGCGGAGCUUUACCGGAACCAGACGGCGUACCUUAUCAUGCUUAUAGGGCAGGCUUACUAGGUUUAGGUGGACCGCCGCCGACAAUCCAAAUGCAAGAAUGGAUCCGUGAAAAUCCAGAAGCUGCUGCCCAAUAUUAA